Bursaphelenchus okinawaensis is the source of this 1513-nucleotide messenger RNA. Lineage: Eukaryota; Metazoa; Nematoda; Chromadorea; Rhabditida; Aphelenchoididae. The record is from the annotation of a GenBank genome assembly.
AUGAUCAAAGACCCAAGUAAAGGUAAACUUUUCUUCUUUUUGUUGGUUUUUAGGCAAGAAUGGCUGAUACUAAAGGUGGAGCUGGAGAUAACUCCAAGCUCGACGAAAUUAUAAGCGCUUUAAAAGUAUUAUCUAAUACUGUGACAGAUUUAUCGCAAAAAAAUAUUGUUUUAGAAACUAAUAGUCAAGGAAAUUGAGGAAAAAGACAAAACGGGAACGGUUUCUGCUGAUAGUGGGGAAGUAAAACAAAAAGAGGAUUCUUCACCUCAACCCCUAGCCAAUGACACAGCUACUUUUAUACUAACGCAAAAUAUGAUCCCGAGUAUUACUGGCAACGAAAAUCCAGAUCUUUUGCUUUCCUGAAGGCAAGCAUAGUAAGAAGUAAAGUAACUGGAGACGCUAGAUUGACAUUGAAUCGUAUUAAGUUUGAAAAUCCACAGGCUUCUCUCGACUCGCAAAUAAAGCUUCUGAAAAAUGAAUUGUUAGAUUCUGAAUUCGAUGCAAAAAAGGCAAUCGACAACUAUUUGAAGCCACUGUAUAGGAAACGCGAUCAAAGUAUCCAAAGCUACGCGGAUAUCGUGCGCAGAGUAACAUUGCGAGCUUACCCAAAUACCCCAACUGAUAUUCUGGAGGUUAACCUAAUGAGAAAGUUCCUUAUGGGAAUAAAUUUUCCAGAAGUUCACAUUGCUUUAGCUGCUAGAGGCGAUGUUCCAUUCAAAAAGGCUGUUGAAAUCGCUGUUACUGCUUUUGAUGGUUUAUAUUGUCAAAAAGCUCCUUGGGAUAAUCAACAACAUCACGAAAACUUUGGCCAAAUGUCUCAGUAUUUCCAGCAAGAUCAAAAUUCAAAUCAGGAUUUUUGUCAACCCGACUUGUAGAGAAGCGUGGGUACAACUCGGGUUACAAUUUUAAUAAGCCACGUCUAAAACGUUUAUAUUGUAACAAGCUUAAUCAUAAUAUUGAUCAUUGUUUUAGAAGAAUUCGAGAUGAAAGAAAGAAAGCACGAGCAAGAACGAUUUUCACUCCCAAACCAGAACCAAGUCGAGAACCAUUCAUUCCAGCUUCAGAAUAUAUUGACAAUACCCCCAGAAUGGAUUACCAAAACUCAAGUCGAAUCAGAAGCCACAGAAUUGCACGAUGUUAACCAAAUUAUUGAAGAAGUCUUACUUGAUAAGAAGAUCAUUGAGAAAGUGACACCAAUUACAACUCAAGUUGAAGAACCUACGAUGAAUGAAAGCUUAUUGGUCCAAGAUUUCAAAGACGUUGAAAAGGAUGUCAAAAUUCAGGUAACAAUUGAUAUUAUUGAGUCUAAAAGUGACUAUGUUAAAGGUUUUUCUGAUGGUAAUGAAAAAUCAAAUUAUAUUUUCCCUUCCCCUUUUACCUUCGAACCUUUUUCGAGUACCAUUACAGAAAAAAUGGACCGAUUUUUGAAGCUAAUAUUAUACAGAAGCUUCUCAUUAUGUUCGAAUUUCGAUUUCCUUUGUCCCCCCUUAUUUAUCCCUUUUAGAUUUAUUGA